GUCUCUUACUUUACCUCCUUGGAGGAAAACCCAACUGGAGCCCCUCCUUUUUCUGCCUUCGGCUUGGGUCCUAUAUUAUAAACCAAAGGGAGGAAGGACAGCUAGCUAGCUGUAUCAGAGAGCCCCAUACCUAGUCGAUCGUCUGCUCUCUUCUGCCUAGCUAGGUUUACCCUCCUUGUAUCCAUGCUCGUAUUUCGUUAGGAUCUGCCAUGUUAUGCUCAUGUAUAUGUCUGCAGUUUACAUCGAUCUUGUUGCUUUGUUUAUAUGUUGUGUCUCUUUGAGGAAAUCGACUCAACUCAUCUCACCCUUUCUCUUCUUCUGCUAAGUUCCGGGCUGAGACUAAGAAGAGGUCGAGAUGGGGAGGGGAAGGAUUGAGAUCAAGAGGAUCGAGAACACCACUAGCCGGCAGGUGACCUUCUGCAAGCGCCGGAACGGGCUCCUCAAAAAGGCCUACGAGCUCUCCGUCCUGUGCGACGCCGAGGUGGCGCUCAUCGUCUUCUCCAGCCGCGGCCGCCUCUACGAGUACUCCAACAACAGUGUCAAGGCUACAAUUGACAGGUACAAGAAGGCACAUGCUUGUGGCUCAACCUCUGGGGUACCUCUCAUAGAAGUCAAUGCUCAGCAAUACUACCAGCAAGAAGCUGCAAAGCUGCGCCACCAGAUCCAGAUGCUGCAAAGCACUAACAAGCACUUGGUUGGUGAUUCUGUUGGGAACCUGUCACUCAAGGAGCUGAAGCAACUCGAAAGCCGGCUUGAGAAAGGCAUUGCGAAGAUCAGGGCCAGGAAGAAUGAGCUCCUAUCUUCUGAGAUCAACUACAUGGUCAAAAGGGAGAUAGAGCUUCAGAGUGACAGCAUUGAUCUCAGAACCAAGAUUGCGGAGGAGGAGCAGCGGUUGCAGCAGGUGACUAUCGCCAGGCCCUCGGUGGCGCCGGAGCUGAACCCUUUCACCGCACUGGACAUGAAGUGCUUCUUCCCUGCCAACCUCUUCGAGGCGGCGGUGCAUGCGCACGCGCAGGCACAGGCUCAGGCUCAGGCUCAGGCCUCGCUUCAGCUGAACCUAGGCUACCAGCAGCUUGCUCCACCGGGCGCCGGCGAUGUGGCUCAUCAGUUCUAGUCAACCUGCAGGAGCUCUUGCUUGACUACACACACUGCAAUAAAACUGGAAAGUCGUCGGCAGUGUUAUCAGUACUCAACUGUUCCGGUCAAACCGUCUGGCUAAGAUAUAUGUGUGCUAAGUUUUAUUGUCUCAAGUACCUCUAAAUUUGCCGCUGGUGUAGAACCAAAUUUCUGAGAUAAAACCUAUUGAUUAAUAAUUAUUUUUUUCCUU
Triticum aestivum (bread wheat) is the source of this 1327-nucleotide messenger RNA. Its product is annotated as MADS-box transcription factor 13. Gene Ontology annotation, biological process: positive regulation of transcription by RNA polymerase II. Gene Ontology annotation, cellular component: nucleus. The coding region runs from base 356 to 1114 and encodes 252 amino acids. Gene Ontology annotation, molecular function: RNA polymerase II transcription regulatory region sequence-specific DNA binding; DNA-binding transcription factor activity; protein dimerization activity. The record is from RefSeq and is a predicted model, not a curated record. The transcript has 8 exons. Lineage: Eukaryota; Viridiplantae; Streptophyta; Magnoliopsida; Poales; Poaceae.